This is a messenger RNA of Prorocentrum cordatum, 1627 nucleotides long. Lineage: Eukaryota; Dinophyceae; Prorocentrales; Prorocentraceae. The record is from the annotation of a GenBank genome assembly.
GAACCAUUCUCCUUUCAGCCCAAUGUGUCCUAGCAUUUGCUUGCCCUAGGGCUCUCGGCGCGCCGUGGCGCGCACAUGGUGGUUGCCUUUCGCUUGGCCUGGCUUCGCAGGCAGUUUGAGUUGGGUGCGCGUCCUCACAUCUCGGCGGGGGCUGUUGCGGGGCAGGGGCGCGCGAAGUUCAAUAUCCUCGUGGACCCACCCAGCACCCCAACCUCGCCUCUUGAACGAGCGGUGCUUCUGGCGUCGAUGGACUCCCUCGUGUAGCUGAUAAGAGUUCUCCGAGCUGUGGACCGUGGCCACAAACAUUCCAACGGCAUGAGGGAAGUGUGCAUCUGGUUUUCUGAUGGUGCGCCUGAACUUCCUCAUGCCUCCCGCCACUAUCAUGGUGGUGAUGAUUGUCCAGAUGGUCCUGGUGGGUUGCCGCCACGCCGGCCUCGUGACGACCUUGGCCGCCUUCGUGACUCUUGGCAUGGCCCGGACGGCGACUGGUGGUCAUCAGCGUUGCGCUCCUGUUUUGGCCCUCCUCUCAAGGUUCCUCGGUAAUGCCACGAUGGAGGCGCCGUCCUUCCUGCUGAUCUGGCUGCUGGGCGAGCCGUUCGUGAUCUUGGUGGUGGUCUUUGUCCUGGCGAUGUGAUCCUUCCUGCUGCUGGUGCCGUUCGCCAUCAUCACACUUGUGCUCCUGGUGGUGCUCAUUUUCCUGGCGACGUGGUCCGUCCUGCUGCUGGUGCUGGUGCCGUUCGCCAUCAUAAUGUUUGUGCUCCUGGCGGUGCUCUUUGUCCUGACGAUGUGGUCCUUCCUGCUGCUGGUGCUGGUGCCGUUCGCGACCCUAAUGUUCGUGCUCCUGGCGGUGCUCUUUGUCCUGGCGACGUGGUCCUUCCUGCUGCUGGUGCCGUUUGCGAUCCUAGUGUUCGUGAGCUUGGCGGCGCUCAUGGUCCUGGCGAUGUGGUCCUUCCUGCUGCUGCUGGUGCCGUUCGCCGUCAUUACAUUCGUGCUCCUGGUGGUGCUCAUGGUCCUAGCGACGUGGUAUUUCCUGCUGAUGGUGCUGGUGCCGUUCGCCACCAUCACAUUCGUGCUCCUGGCGGCGUUCGUUGUCCUCGCGGUGUGGCUCUCCCUGCUGCUGAAUCGUUUCCGAAGGGGCCGACCUUCCCGGUACUGGACGUGGCCGUUGGAGCGAGGACAGCGUUGCGCGACAUUUCGUGGUGAGCUACAUCGGUGAGCUGGAUGCUCGAGGGGCUUCGACUUCAGAGCGUCGCCACGUGAGGACCGAUGCUUAUCAGCCAUCAGCCGUCUGUUCUGUCAACGCGGAAAUUCGGCUAAAGGAUCGGCUGUUUGGGCAUAUUUCGAUAUUGGCCCAUAGAUUGAUUGGCCUCGAACAUGAGCUUGUUUCUCCAGUCCCACCUCAACAUUCCAAGGAUCGGUGCAAUCUUCGCUGAGUUCUGAACCUCUGUGCCCGUAGUUCCACGCUAGUUGCCGGGCCUCGUCCCUGCCCGCGACGUUCCCUCGUCCUCGGCUCGGUACUUUGGGCCCCCCGCUUGGUUCGCUGUCUCUCCCUCCCCCCUCUGGGGCCCGCUUUCCUUGUGUAUUGCGUUGCUACCGAUAAGUCGUUUCACUGCUGUGGCCGAAGGAA